ACCAGUUAAUGAAUGUAACAGAUCCUUGCCACUGGCUUUAUAAAGGAUUGUCGCCAUUGUCACACAGUAGCCGACUGUCUGUUUCUAUGAAUCCUUCUCCUCUAUCUUGCUAACAGUCUUUAUUUUGGAUCAUAAUGGACGUCCUCGAACACAACGAGUUUAGCAACCUCAGUGAGGAACAUAUUACCCUUGGGAAAUUCCAGAGUCUAGAUCCCAAUGAGUACCUCUAUCUGGAUGGAAACAGUCUAACAACUGCUGAUCUGGUCCGUUUGGGAAAAGGCCUGUUCAAAAUCAAGCUGACUAACCACGCUGAAGAGAAAGUCAAUGAAGCCAGAGAAGUGAUAGAAACCAUCUUAAAAGAAAACCGAGUUAUCUAUGGCGUCAACACCGGGUUUGGGAAAUUGGCCCAGACAAUUAUACCACAGGAUAAGCUGCUGGAACUACAGGAAAAUCUGAUUCGAUCUACUUGCGCUGGUGUGGGCUCCCCAUUGAGUGUAGAGAGGACCCGUAUGCUGCUGGCUCUGAGGAUCAAUGUCCUGGCCAAAGGGUACAGUGGCAUCUCCAUGGAAACUGUCCAGGCCAUGAUCAAUGCCUUCAAUGCCUCCUGCCUGUCGUGGGUCCCAGAGAAGGGAACGGUGGGGGCUAGUGGAGACCUGGCCCCAUUGGCCCACCUCACCCUGGGCCUGAUGGGAGAGGGCAGGAUGUGGUCGCCAAGGAGUGGCUGGGGCCAUGCCAAAACAGUACUGGAGUGUAAUGGACUUACACCUUUGGUACUGAAGGCUAAAGAGGGUCUUAGUCUGAUCAACGGGACCCAGAUGAUAUCAUCAAUGGGGGCAGAGGUGGUGGAGAGAGCUGUGGGUGUUGCCAGGCAGGCUGAUGUUAUCGCAGCCCUCAGCCUCGAGGCUCUGAGGGGCACCACCAAGGCCUUCCACAGCGACGUUCAUGCAGUGAGGCCUCACCCUGGUCAGGUAGAGGUGGCUCUGAGGCUUCGCUCUCUACUCGACUCUGAAGUCUUCCCCUCACAGAUUUCUGAGAGCCAUCGAUUGUGUGACCGUGUCCAGGAUGCCUACACCCUCCGCUGUAUCCCACAGGUGCAUGGGGUGGUUAAUGACACCAUAGCCUUCGUUAAGAGUCUCCUCUUCACAGAGCUCAACAGUGCCACGGACAACCCUCUGGUUUUUGCAGAGAGAGGUGAGACCAUAUCGGGGGGAAAUUUCCAUGGAGAGUAUCCAGCUAAGGCUCUCGACUACCUGGCCAUUGGGGUACAUGAGUUGGCCAGCAUGAGUGAGAGGAGGACCGAAAGGCUGGUUAAUCCAUCCCUCAGUGAGCUGCCUGCCUUUCUGGUCGAAAAUGGAGGCAUCAACUCUGGCUUUAUGAUGGCACACUGCACUGCAGCCGCUCUUGUGUCUGAGAACAAGACUUUGUGUCACCCGUCCUCUGUGGACUCCCUGUCCACCAGCGCAGCCACUGAGGACCACGUCUCCAUGGGGGGCUGGGCAGCCAGGAAGGCCCUGAGGGUGGUGGAACAUGUAGAACAAGUUUUGGCCAUCGAACUCCUCGCUGCUUGUCAAGCCCUAGAGUUCCUCCGCCCCCUCAAGUCCACUACUCCUCUGGAGAAGGUCCAUGAGCUGGUACGUUCCGUAGUCAGGCCUUGGGAUUGUGACCGUCAAAUGAGCCCAGACAUUGAGGCUGCUCACAUGCUUCUCAGGGAGGGAAAGGUGUGGGAGGUGGCUCGACCAUACAUGGAUCAAUACCGAGAGAGGUUCGGACUGAAACCACACCCACUGGAUGACUAGUAUAUUUGUAUUAAAAUGACUCAGGUAUUUCAUACUUUUACUGCAUGAUUCAAAAUGCAGGAUUUGGAUUGAUAAUAAAAUGACUUCCAGAUA
Messenger RNA from Esox lucius (northern pike), 1889 nucleotides. RefSeq names its product histidine ammonia-lyase. The transcript has 18 exons. The record is from RefSeq and is a predicted model, not a curated record. Bases 135 to 1796 code for a protein of 553 amino acids. Gene Ontology annotation, cellular component: cytoplasm. Gene Ontology annotation, biological process: L-histidine catabolic process. Gene Ontology annotation, molecular function: histidine ammonia-lyase activity. Lineage: Eukaryota; Metazoa; Chordata; Actinopteri; Esociformes; Esocidae.